Molecule: messenger RNA, 3217 nt
Organism: Calypte anna (Anna's hummingbird)
Lineage: Eukaryota; Metazoa; Chordata; Aves; Apodiformes; Trochilidae
Gene: SLC49A3
Product: solute carrier family 49 member 3
Exons: 10
Coding region: 30-1448 (472 amino acids)
Biological process (GO): transmembrane transport
Cellular component (GO): membrane
Molecular function (GO): transmembrane transporter activity
Source: RefSeq, a predicted model, not a curated record
UGUGCUGUGCCGAGCCGAGCUGAGCCGCGAUGGAGGGCGGCGAGGCGGCGACCCUGCUGGGGGAGCGCGGCCUGGGCCAGCUGGCACAGUUCAAGACCUACCGGCGGCGGUGGGUGCUGCUGGCCGCCGUCUGCCUGCUGAACUGCUCCAACGCCAUGCUGUGGCUGACAUUUGCUCCUGUGGCUGAUAAGACAGCUGGCUACUUCCACAUUUCCUUGGAGAUGGUCAACUGGCUCUCAGUAGUGUACCUCCUCAUCUCAAUCCCAUUUGGUCUGGUGGCAACAUGGGUUCUUGACAGCGUGGGGCUCAGAUGUGCUGUGAUCCUGAGUUCAUGGCUGAAUGGGACGGGUAGCAUCAUCCGGAUGUUCAGUGUGCUGAAGUUCCUGAGCUUGGGUUCCCAGAAUUACUGGUACCUGUUUAUUGGGCAGUGCCUUUGUGCACUGGCACAGCCACUUAUCAUCUUUUCACCAACAAAACUGGCAGCACUGUGGUUCCCAGACCACCAGAGAGCAACAGCAAAUAUGAUUGCAUCAAUGUCCAAUCCAUUGGGUAUUUUUAUAGCAAACAUGCUGUCACCUGCACUAGUACCUGAAGGAAAGCACAUCCCAUUGAUGCUGGGUUUUUAUGCCAUCCCAGCAGUAACAGCCUGUGUACUAGCAACUGUGGGGAUUCAUGAGAAGGCUCCUCCAACGCCUCCUUCUGCCAGUGCCACUAACUCCACUUCUCAGCCAUUUUUCACGGGGCUCAAAAUGCUACUGAGAAACAAAUCAUAUAUCAUCCUGGCAGUGUGCUUUGGAGGAGGAAUUGGGAUGUUCACCUGCUUUUCAGCUCUGCUGGAACAGAUCCUUUGUGAAAAGGGGUAUUCAAAUGAAUUUGCUGGUCUGAAUGGUGCACUGUUCACAGUGUGUGGCUUGGUGGGUGCUUUCCUACUAGGUAUGUAUGUCGACCGGACAAGGAAGUUCAUAGAGUCCACGAAGAUUUGUUUCUGUCUGAGUGCCCUUGCCAGUAUCAUGUUCGCUGUGGCUUCUCGAUUCAGACAUCAGGCUGUCACACUGGCCAUCUCUAGCUCACUUUUUGGUUUCUUCGGCUUUGCCAUCUAUCCCAUUGCCAUGGAGCUGGCUGUGGAGUGUUCCUACCCUGUGGGAGAGGGCACAUCUACAGGCCUGAUUUUUGUUGCAAGUCAGAUCGAAGGUGUGAUUUUAAUGAUUCUGCUACAAGCCCUCACCAUGCGCGUCUCUGAGGAUCCAUCCUCCACCUGUGCCCUCGACCAGGAUGGAGCUUUGGACUGGACAACUCCAGUAUUGGUGCUGGCUGGCCUCUGCAGUGCUAUGGCUUGUUCCUAUGUCAUCUUCUUCCACACUGACUACAAGCGACUCCAUGCUGAGAAGAACAGGGGUGAUUUGCUCAAGGCAGAAGAUGCAUCAACAGCAGAUAUUCCUGAAGCUUAACCAGGCCAAAUACAGGAUGCCAAGGGCCCAGUAAGGGAACGACUUAGGCCUGUGAGCAGGGACCAUAACUGAAAAUGCUCAGCUGGCACACUGGGAUAUCUGGGUCCUGUUGCACAAUGAGCAAGGGCUAGAGUAGAGUUAUGGUGCAUCUUAGCUGUGCUUUCGUCAAUCUUGUAUUUAUUUGUGAGUCUGGGCUAUAAGAAAGACUGUGCUGCUUGAAUCGUCAAAGUCAGACUGGACAACUAUGCAGAUAAUGGGGAUCUUUAUCUGACUUGAUUCAAGCUAAAGAAAUGUUGCAAAGGAAAGGAGCAUCAUUCAUUCAUUUUUUCGUUUUCAUGUACUUGGACCAGGGAUGAAGCUUUCAGAGGGGUAGAAGACACUCAUCACAAACCUAGUGGAAAACUUCUGUUUAACAACUCUUUCACUCAAAAAUUAGAGUUAAGUGUGCCUCUUGGCUGCAGGUUGGUAGGCACUGGACCAUACUUCAAUUGCAGUAGGACAGUGUAAGAAUGUGAUCUGCGAUACAAGUCUCUUACAAUGGGCCAGUUUGUCCUCUCAUAAAAACAGGAAAAGAAAAGCCUUGCAUGCAAUGCCACAUAUGAAAAAAAAAAGCAGACAAUAAAUACAGCAGUUUCCUCACCCUUCUUAUGCCCUGUCAGAUGCUGAGACAUUCAGAAUGAGCUUGUUUUAUCUGGGCUUCUGUUUUCUUCCAUCUCCCUUGCAAUUCCAGUGGUUUAAGUUUUCCACAAGAAAACACACCUGGUGGUGUAAAAAUAGGGUACUGCACCUUCCAUAGGCCAAGUAAAUCUUUUCAAUAAAGGAACACUGAGAAGGCAACUCAUUCUUUGGGAAAUGCCACAGGAGUGCCUGGUGUAGUGGAAGCUGGCAGGAGAACUGGCAAAGGUGACCACUUAGAGAAUGCAGGGACUCAUCAUAAGUUUCUGCAGAUGAUAAGGCCUUUGGGAGGAAGACCGAGUAGAAAAAAACAUCAACAAGCACCUUCCAAUUCUCUCUGCAACUGACAGACGUUCUUCAGUUUUAGAAGAGAGGGGAAGUUACGCAAAAGAUCCCAUUUGAAUUUCAGUUACCCUCAAUUGCAAUGGCUGCAACUGGGUUUUUCAUUUUACAGUACUUCCACAGCAGUCCAGUGUCCUGCCUUGGUGUCCAGGUCUUGGUGUACAACCUGAGAACUUUUUACCCUAUAACAUUUCAGGGGUAAAAAAUCGAGAUGAAUGGGACUUGGUGGUUCUUCAUGCAUUUUACAAGGGGAUCUGAGUACAUGUUAGUUCAGUGAACUUGAGGCAUAUUAGACCUGUGACUGGCUUUGUUCAGUCCAAAGCAAAGGAUGCACUGAGGAACACUACAGAGGAGCUCUCUCAGUGCCUGUAUUCUUUUCUCCAUUAGCAACUGGAAAUCUCUGCCUUUGUAAAACACCUACCUGCAUCCUUUCAGGGAACCUGCUACUUCCUGUAGCUCAAGCCUUGCUUUCAGGAGUAAACAGUGAAAUUUUUUAGAAGGAGCAGGAAGAAGGUCUGAAACUGAGGUAAAACAAAAUCAAUUUCAGCCUGAGAGAGGAAUGAAAUCAUCUGUCCUUUGCAAAACUAGCUGGUCAGUUCUGCAGUCCUGGACCUAAUACACUAAACAGAUUUACAUCAAAUUUUUGUGCCAAUCCUGAGUCCUACUGUACUGAAAAGCAAGAAGCACUGAGUACUUUAUAAUUUUAUAUAUUUACAAAUGCUUAUGUUUGAUUUUUGUAAUAAAGGGUGGUU